AAGAUGGCGGAAACGGCCGAGGCUGACGUCAGCGCGGCCCGAAGUGCGGCCGGGCAGCAAGAAGGAUCAGCAAUGGCGACUGUGGAGAGGAGACUACCCAGUCCGGAGGCGCUGGCGGGACAGCCCUGGACCCACUGGAUCGAUGCCGCCAAACAGCACGGGGCGGACGGCACCGAAUUGGAAGAAACUUUUAAGGAGUGCGGGAAAAACCGGGAGGUGAUGCGGCUGAGACGGGAAGAUAUGCCAAUAUUUGGUCACUGUCCAGCGCAUGAUGAUUUUUAUCUGGUGAUGUGUAAUCAUUGUAAUCAAGUUGUAAAGCCCCAGGCCUUUCAAGCACAUUAUGAAAGAAGACACGGUACUUCAAACAAACCACCUGUGACUCCUCCAACCUCGAUAUACUCUUAUUCUUCCACGUUCUCAAAAAACAGAAGCGGUAGUGAUUGUGGGAACAGUCGCUCUUCUGGUGGAAACUGUGCUUCGUUUGGCUCUAAGAUACAGAAAUCCCCCAAAGAGAAACUUCACAUCAGUGGUAUGAGCAGACCACUUUACCUGGUUCACCAUGGCAAGAUGCACCAUGAUAAAAACAUGACUUCAGUGGUCAGACCAGAGAAGAUGCAUCCUAAUGUGAAGAUUGAUGGCACAUCAUUGAAAAUGAUGCCAGUUCCUGUUCAUUCCACCACUGUGAAUGCUUCAAUAAAAACUGGCCUUAAUUGCCCUACAAUACCAAAGGCACCCCUGCCCUCCACUGGACAGAUACCCAAUGGUAAAAAUCUUCUGUCAACUCCUUCAUCCUCAGAAAAGAAACUUGAAGAUGCUAAAAAUAUCAAGAAGUCCUCUUCUCAUAAACGACUGUCAGAGCGGGAAUUUGACCCAAACAGACACUGUGGUGUACUCGAUCCUGAAAGCAAGAAACCAUGUACAAGAUCUUUGACAUGCAAGACACAUUCCUUGAGCCAACGGAGAGCAGUACCAGGUCGCAGGAAAAAUUUUGACCUUUUGUUGGCUGAGCACAAAAACAAACCCAGGGAAAAAGAAUCUCAUCGAAUCUCUGAGCAUCAUCACCAGGCACCCCUUCUCAGGGAAUCACAUCCCUCACCAUCUAAGACUUCCCAGGAAUUGCAUCAGAAUUCCCAUGGGAAUAUUACAUCGGAUGUAAAACAAAUGGUGUCUGGCAAAACCAAACUUCACAAUCCAAGUCUUCCAAGGCCUGCCGGUUGUACAUUACAGCACAGUGGCAAUACCACUACUGACACCACACCGGUGUGCGAAUCUCACCCCUCAUUAGUGGGAUCAGACUCUGCAUCCAGGUUGUCUAGUGAUGAGGGAGAAUGUGACGAUAAAGAGGAAUCUGCAGAAAAACUAGACUGCCAUUAUUCUGGACAUCAUCCUAGACCAGCAGCUCUUUGCACCUUUGGAAGCCGGCAGGUUGGCCGAGGCUGCUUUGUCUUUGACAGGCGAUGGGACCGCUUUCGAUGUGCACUUAGCUCUAUGUUUGAAAAGCAUCAUAAUUCUCAGAUGUGGAAAAGAAUUCCUCCUGCAGUGGAAAGCCCUACUUCAGCACAGUCAAGCCCAUAUGUUACUAGCACAAACUCUACACUGUCACAUUACAGUGUUAGUGCUACAGGUUUUAUUCCCUCUACGUCAUUAUCAUCAUCUUUGGCGCCUCCAGUGUUGGUUUCUUCUCCGUUUAUGUCACCCAUUGAAAGUAAAUCUGUGCUAUCGUAUGCAACUACUCUAAAUGCUCACCCUGCUGCCUUGGGCGUCAUGGACCCUGCUUAUUGUAUGCAAUCUAGACAUGUGUCUUCACCUUCUGUGAUGCCUUCUGGGCUUUCUUCAGUUCCUUCACCCGUAUUUAAUAAACCUCAAAAAAUGAAACCCAGCAAGUCUUUUAAACCUAAAGAUCUGUCAUCUACCAGCAGUAAUAGUAAUAGCAACACCAGUAGCAACAAUAACAGCAGCAGUUCUGGAAAGAAAAGAAAAAAUAUUUCUGCACUGCCACUGCAUUCUUCUUCCACUCAUUCCACAGAAUCUCUGAAGAAAAAUUGUGUGAAUUCUGGGAGCUUGGGGACCUCUUUCUACUCAUCUGUCACCUCAUCAUACAGCAGCGUGCACAACGUCAGUCUGAAUUGUACAAGCAAGAUGAACUCUUCAGGCCUCAAACAUGACCAAUCAGGAAAAGGACUCCAAAUGGGGAUUCCUGCAGAAUCGAUUAAACGAAUGAGUGUUGUUAUGAACAGUAGUGAUUCCACUCUCUCUCUAGGGCCAUUUGUUCAUCAGUCAAAUGAACAGACUGUAAAUUUACAUGGUGGCUUUUCACACCCACAUACCCCACUGGACAAACUGGAAGGGAAAAAGCGGAAAAGCUCACCAGGUUCAAAUACCAUAAAUAGUGGUAACAAAUCGAACAAGAUUGCCAAAUCACCUGUGGUAAACAAUGUUCAUUCAAAACAUCCCAAUGUGAUCCCAGGAACACCAGGGCUUUCCAACAACACUCUCCUUCAUCAGCCAAAGGCCCGACCCUAGUACCAAUGCUCUACUGGAAGAAACUGGACAUCUUUAUUUUUUUUAAGCAGGCAUCUGAACUGUAAGAGGCCUUGGAAUUAUCUCAACUUCCCGUAUUCCUCAGGUCUGGAGGUACUGUGGUUAGCAGAAUUUAAGCAUUGAAUAGGCUCUAAAGCCAAGUUUGUGGAAAUGCCAGCUUCUGUAAUGGUAUAUUUUAAAUUGAAUUCACAUAGAUAUCUAGAUAAAAUUUGGCCAUUGCAGCUGUUCAAAUCAGUAUUAAAUAUUGGGUUUGGUGAUAAAAUGACUACUGAUCUGAGAUUUAUGCAAAAUGCAGUUUUUAAACAACUUUCCACUGAUGAGUGCAUUGCUGAACAGAACUGCCAAGAGUUUAAGCAUAAUGACAAAUUAAGUUAAUGGGAUGUUUUUGUUUUAACGACCCUUGGCAUCUACUGGAAAUUUGUAACACAAAACAAAUAUGUUGUAUUUAUUUUUUCAUUA
This is a messenger RNA of Hemiscyllium ocellatum (epaulette shark), 3000 nucleotides long. RefSeq names its product ataxin-7. The coding region runs from base 4 to 2523 and encodes 839 amino acids. The record is from RefSeq and is a predicted model, not a curated record. The transcript has 11 exons. NCBI's taxonomy places the organism in Eukaryota, Metazoa, Chordata, Chondrichthyes, Orectolobiformes, Hemiscylliidae.